AUGUCUCUGAUGACACAAGACCCCGGCGAGCUCUCUCUGAGUAAGCUCCUCUCAACUCUCAACACAACCCUUCACUCAACAACUUACGUCUUCGCCACCUUCACCGAAACCUCAAAACUACCACCAUUUUCCGAGACUCAAAUGCUCUUUAAAGAAUCCGAGGGUGUAACUGCAAUUGUCAGCAAAGAAUAUGCAGAAGUUCACAACAUCGAGCAUUUCUUCCCUUGCAAAAUGAUCAGCCUAAACGUCACCUCCAGUUUGGAAGCUGUGGGGUUCAUGGCUGUCGUCGCGACGAAGCUGGCAGCGAAGGGUAUUGGAUGUAACCCUGUCAGUGGUUUUUACCAUGAUCACAUCUUUGUGCCGCUUGGACGAGAGAAUGAGUCUGUGGAAGUGAUUGCGAAAAUAGCAGCGGAGAGCAAGGAGAAAACGACAGAGGCAUAA
This is a messenger RNA of Fusarium coffeatum, 441 nucleotides long. RefSeq lists its product as uncharacterized. The coding region runs from base 1 to 441 and encodes 146 amino acids. The transcript has a single exon. The record is from RefSeq and is a predicted model, not a curated record. Lineage: Eukaryota; Fungi; Ascomycota; Sordariomycetes; Hypocreales; Nectriaceae.